Molecule: messenger RNA, 6390 nt
Organism: Adineta ricciae
Lineage: Eukaryota; Metazoa; Rotifera; Eurotatoria; Adinetida; Adinetidae
Source: the annotation of a GenBank genome assembly
AUGAGUGCUCAAACAACUCCAAACAGACUUGUUAAUCAAAUUACAAGCAAUUUAGUGAAGAAGAAAGGAAAUCUACUCGGUUGUCAACAAGGCAAAUGGUUGUUAGCAUUCAUUGAUGAUUUAAAUAUUCCUCAAGUUGAUCAAUUCGGUGAUCAACCAACAUUGGAAACCUUAAGAUAUAUUCUUCAAACAGGAUCGGCACUUGAUGCAAAGAAAAAUCAAAUACGUCCUCUAUCUGAUUUAACAUUUCUAGCUGCAUGCGAUUCGCCAUCAUCAGGUCGAUUGGCACCGUCGAAACGUUUACUUCAAUCUUUUGCAAUCUUUGCUCUGCCCGAUCCCGCAGCUAAGCAACUCUUUCACAUCUACAGUGUUCGUCUCGGUCGAUUCUUGAAUAGUUUAGACUUCUCGGUUGAUGUUCGUUCCUCACUUUACCUUCUUGUCUCUGCUUGUCUUGUUAUGUACUAUCGCGUAUCGAUUAAUAUUCUUCCAACGCCAUCGAAAGUUCAUUAUAUAUUUAAUCUUCGAGAUUUAGCUAAACUUGCGCAAGGUUUAAUGCAAGCAUCGACCUUGACAACGACAAACCAGGAACGCUUAGCAGUUUUGUUUGCUCACGAAUGUUUGCGUGUUUUCGCUGAUCGGUUAGUGACGGAAAGUGAUCUGGAGAUAUUUUAUAAGCAUUUGAAUGCUACAACGAACAGUUAUUUCAAAGUUUCAUUGAAUGUUUCGAAUUAUUCCGACAAUCCGAUCUUAUUUUGCAAUUUCCUCAAAUCUGACGAUCGUCUUUAUCAACAAUUGAACGAUUGGCGACAAUGUUGUCCGGUAUUUUUGGAUUAUCAGAUGAAACAAUCAUUGAGUGGACAAUCAACAUUGAAAAUGGUCUUCUUUAAAGAAGCUGUCGAACAUGUAUUGCGAAUCUGUCGAGUUAUCCAACAACCGGGCGGUCAUCUUCUACUGAUUGGCCUUGAUGGAACAGGUCGAAAAACGUGCUUAGAAUUGAGUGCGUUAGUUUGCGGCCAUUCGAUGUUUCAGUUGAAUAUCAAACGCGGUUAUGCGUAUCAAGACUUUCGUGAUGACUUGAAGAUUGUAUUCAAAGCUGUUACAGUUCAAAAUCGACCAAUGGCGUUGUUUAUACAAGAAAAAGAUUUACUUUUUGAUAGUUUCAUUGAAGACAUUGAAAGUAUUCUGAAUUCUGGUACUGUUGUUGAUCUAUUUGAACCGGAUGAAUUCAAUGCCUUGGCAAUGGAUAUGAAAAAUGAAGCUUACAUAUCGAAUAUGAGUGAUACACCCGGUCAACUUCGUGAAUUUUUCUAUCAACGUGUUCGAACGAAUCUACAUGUGAUUCUUUCGUUUUCUCCUGCUGGUAAUAAAUUCCGUGAAAUCUGUCGUUUGCAUCCUGCUCUGCUCAACUGUACAAGUAUUGAUUGGUUUACCGAAUGGAGUGAAAUGUCAAUGGUACAGGUGGCGGAUGUUUUUCUUGAAGGCGUCGAUUUAAAAAUUUUACCAUCCGAUCGUGAUACACUCAAUGAAAGAGAACUUCAUCAUCAAAUAGCACUCUGUUGUGUCGCGAUGCAUAAGAUCGUUAUUGAAGCUGCUAAACGAUUCUUUGCUGCGCAUAAACGACAUUACUAUCUAACACCAUCAUCGUAUAUGGAUUUAAUGAAAGCGUUUGAUAGAACAAUGACACGAACUAAGCAAGAAUUUCUCACGAAUUAUAAUCGAUUGUCGACAGGUCUGGCGAAGUUAUCAGAUGCAAAUGCAAGUGUUGGCGUUAUGCGUGAUGAAUUAGCUUUACUUGGACCGCAGAUCGAUGCGAAAGAAAAGGAAAUUGAACAACUAUUGAGUCGAUUACAAAAAGAUCACACUGCCGUCAUAGAAGUGAAGGAAAUUGUUGAGUUUGAAGAACAAAAAGUUCGUGAAGAUACCGAUAUGGUCGAACGUUAUGCAGGUCUUGCUGAACUCGAUCUACAAAGUGUUAAACCUGUUCUCGAAGAAGCCAUGGCGGAUGUAUCCCAACUUGACAAAGCUGACGUAGCAGAAGUUCGAGUCUAUCAAAGUCCACCGUAUCAAGUCAUGAUGGUCAUGUGCGCUGUUUGUGUCCUAUUAGAAUGUAAAUCAGAUUGGGCAACGGCACGACAAGUGCUUGGCGAUUCAGGUUUUAUCAGUCGUUUAAUGAAUCUUGAUAUUAACAAUAUAUCUGAUCGAACAUAUCGAAAACUUUUACAAUAUUCACGUAAUCCGGAAUUUACACCAGAUGUAAUCGGUAAAGUUUCAUCAGCUUGCCGAUCAUUCUGUAAAUGGGUUUUGGCUAUUCAACGAUAUUAUGAAGUGUAUCGAACAGUGAAACCCAAAGAAGAAAAAGUUAAAACAGCGAACGAAGCAUUAGCUGUAAUGCAAAAGAGUCUGUCACGAAAACAAGAAAUGCUGAAACUGGUCAGAGAUCAUUUACAAGAAUUAGAAGACAAACACCGUAACAGUGUCGACGAGAAACAAGCUUUAUAUGCACGUCGUGAAUUGAUGAAACAACGAAUGUCUUGCGCACAUGAAUUAACCAAUGUUUUAGCCAUCGAAAAAAUACGCUGGCAGGAGCAGGUCACUCAGCUUGAAAAACAAGUACGUUUAUUGAUUGGAGAUGCGUUGCUAUCUGCGGGUGCUAUCAAUUAUUUUGGACCGUUCAAUAGCGAGUUUCGAUAUGAGAUUUUACACGAUUUCCAAAAAGUUUUAACAAAUAAUCAGAUUAAUUUCUCGACGAAUUAUUCGUUAGCAAAUAUGUUAUCGACAGCAAGUGAGAUUAGACAUUGGAUUAGUCAAUUAUUACCAGAUGAUGAGUGUUCAAUUGAAAACGCGGUGCUUGUCAAACAUUGUAUUAAAUGGCCACUACUCAUCGAUCCACAACGGCAAGCGAUUCAAUGGAUUCGGACGAAAGAAACCGAAAAUAAUCUUCGGAUUAUUUCUGCUGACGACACAGGUUUAUUACGUGUCUGUGAACAAUGUAUUCGACUUGGUUUACCAUUGAUCAUUGAAAAUAUGGGCGAAACGAUUGAAUCGUCUUUAGUGCCACUACUGAAUCGAGAUUUAUUCGAUCGGAAACUUUCAGCAACAGGAACUAUUCGUUUUAAUGAAGUUGACAUCGAAGUGAAUUCGAAUUUCCGUGUUUAUUUCAUCACACAGCUGAAUAAUCCACAUUUUCUCCCCGAUGUUUGCAUCCGUGUUACUCUAAUUAAUUUCACCAUCACACCCAACGGUUUAGAACAUCAGUUGUUGAGUGUGGUCGUUUUGAACGAAGAACCACAUUUAGAACACGAACGAAAAUCGAUCUUAGAAACCAUGGCACAAGAUUUAAAAAGUCUGCGUGAAUACGAAGAUCAAACAUUAGAAAUGUUAACAUCGUCCGAACAACAUCUCCUUGAUCGUCAUGAUCUCAUUGAUAUCCUCACUCGCUCGAAAAUAACUAGUGACGAAAUUGCCAAUCGUGUUCGUGAGAAUGAAGCUAAUGAACGACAGAUCAACAUCGCACGUCAGUGUUAUGUUUCCUUGGCUAAACGUGGCUCACUAUUGUAUUUCCUUACCAAUCAUUUAUCACGUUUAAAUGUCAUGUAUCAAUUCUCUCUGACAUGGUUUCAACGCACAUUUCAUUCGUGCAUCUUAGAUCGAGAUACAUCACGUCGUAUGAGUAUGACCAAUCUCGCGCCGGAUCUUGAAGUAGCUCAACGCUUAAUGCGACAACAACGACGACGAAGUUCAAUAUUCAGUAAUCCAAUUCAAUCGCCACGAAUCAGUUUUAGUGAUGAUUCAUCACAUGACUUUGCUUCACCAGCAAUGAGUGCAAGAAUGAGACGUAAUACAAAACAGUACACGCAACUAAUUAAUCCUCAGCAACGAGCAGCAACACUUCGUAUGAUGGUGGAUCGUUUAACUUACACACUCUAUCAACUCGUCUCAUGGAGUUUGUUUGCUGAACAUCAACUGUUGUUUUCGUUUCUAUUGACCACAACAAUCGAACGUGAAGCAGCAAAUGAAAAGAACACACCUACUCCUAUACCAUCAGACACUAUUCAUGAGGAACAGACUGAAACAGUGCCAGAACCAGAAACAAACGCUGCAGUGAUUACACAAGACGAAUGGACUUGUUUCAUGAGUCCGCUUGUAACAAAUAUUACUGAAGAAAAACUUUCGUUUAUUAAUGAUAAAUUACCAUCAUUGUAUCCUGUCUGUCGAAAAUUACUACUCGACACUGAUUCCGAGUUCUUUAAACAUUCACAUCCGUAUCUGUAUCUAACUCGAAACGGAAAAUUCAAUGAUUUAUCACGCUUUCGCUGUUUACUAAUCAUAAAAAUCCUUCGACCUGAUACAUUACUUCCAUCGAUUUCUCAAUAUGUUACCGAUCAAAUGGGCAGCAACUUUCUCUCAUCAGGAUUUGCAAAUAUACAAGACAUAUAUACACAUUCAUCGCCGCAAGCGCCUAUUAUUCUUUUGCUCUCUCCUGGUACCGAUCCGACUAGUCUUCUGAUUCGUUUUGCACGAGAAACACGCGGAACUGCAGCACAUUUGGACGUGAUCUCGUUAGGUCAAGGCCAAGGACCGAAAGUUGAAGAAGUUCUUUCGAAAGCUCUAACUUUGAAAGGCCGAUGGAUAUUUUUACACAAUUGUCAUUUAAGUGCAUCGUUCAUGCCAAGACUACGCGUACUUGUUAAUAAUUUCAAUAAACCUGGUCUCGAGCUUGAUAGUCAAUUUCGAUUGUUUCUUUCUUCGAAACCUGACAAAAACUUUCCUUUAGAACUGCUACAACUCGGUCUUAAAAUGACUGUUGAGUGGCCGAGAGGUUUGAAGAGUAGUUUACUUCAAACUUUUGGACCAACAGGUAUCGUCAACGAAAAAGUCUAUGAAAAGAGUACACUAGGACCGUACUGGCGUCGUUUGGUAUUCAAUCUCGCCUUUUUCCAUGCUGUUAUUCACGAACGGAAGAAAUUCGGUGCAUUAGGAUGGAAUUUAAGUUAUGAGUUCAAUCAAUCAGAUUUGGAAGUGGCUGUAUUAGAAUUAGAAAGUCUUGUACGUCGUUCCAAAAGUCAAAUACCAUCAUUUGACGUGUUCUGUUAUCUUGCUGGUUCGAUCAUCUAUGGUGGUCGAGUCACUGAUGAAUUUGAUCGACGUAGACUGCUGAGAAUUAUUGAACGAUUUUACUGCCCAGAAACUUUGGAAGAAAACUACUCCUAUGCAGGAGAUAACACAUACAAAGCUCCAAGUUUAGAUUUGAAUUUUUCCAAUCUAUUGUCGUAUAUUAAUGCAAUGCCAGAUUUCGAUGAUCCACGCGUAUUUGGUAUGCAUCCGAACACAAAUCGAGCAUUGAUGUAUGUGCAAGCAAAUCAAUUUGUGGAUAUGUUAGUAACGAUUGAACCACAAUAUCGUAUGAUGAUGUCAUUUGGUGCAUUAACGGAUGGUGAUGCAGCUUGUAUGGCUAUUAUCGACGAUAUUACAUCGAAAGUACCACGUUCUAUUGAAACUGGUUUUGGUGCUGGAACGCGUCACAUUACAUUUGAAGUGGCACUAACGAAAAUUUCUACUAAAUUAGGAAAUAAAUAUCGUGCUUAUUUUGUGUUCUUUUCACUACUCAAACAAGAAAUUCGAGCUUACAAUGAAUUACUCGAGCUGAUUUACUCGACAUGCGAUGAUCUUCGUCGAGCUUUGGUCGGCGAAAUAGUUGUCAGUGAAAUUCUAGAAGAAAUUCAACAUAAAUUACUAAUGAAUGAAUUACCAUCGAUUUGGCAAAGAAAAUCCUAUCCAUCAACGAAAGCGCUUCGUGCGUGGAUUAUGAAUCUACUUGAACGAAUCACAUUCUUUCAAAAUUGGACUCAUCUGGUCAUAACUUUUGUUGAAGAUGAAAAAGCAUUAUCACCCUUACCAACAAUGUUCAAUACUGCUGCAUUCUACUAUCCGAAAGGACUUUUCUCUGCUAUACUACAAAGUUCUGCUCGAUUGUUUGCAUUACCGAUCGAUCAAUUGAAAUUUCAUUACAAAGUAUUGGAUGAUGAAGAAGAACUUGAAACAUUACAAUCAUCAACCACUGCGAGUGACAUUUCCAAUGGCAUUAUCAUCGAUGGAAUCUAUUUGGAUGGCGCACAAUGGGAUAAUAAACGUCAUGCGAUCGUUGAUUGUACUAAUCAACAACGAAGUCACCGUUUACCACCGCUUCUUUGCCAACUUGUACCGAAAAACACAGCAGCAAGUGAUUCGAGCAAUAUCUAUGAAUGUCCUGUAUACCUAACAGCUUUACGUGCAGUGAGUGCGAACGAAGCAGCGAAACACUUGGUCAGCACAAUUACAAUACCAUGCUCCGAAACUGAAGCAUUCUGGACAACGCGAUCUAUUGCUGGUAUUCUUGAAGUGAAUGAAUAA